This is a messenger RNA of Eubalaena glacialis (North Atlantic right whale), 2589 nucleotides long. RefSeq names its product URI1 prefoldin like chaperone (gene URI1). Gene Ontology annotation, molecular function: transcription corepressor activity; phosphatase inhibitor activity; chromatin binding. The transcript is spliced from 11 exons. The record is from RefSeq and is a predicted model, not a curated record. NCBI's taxonomy places the organism in Eukaryota, Metazoa, Chordata, Mammalia, Artiodactyla, Balaenidae. Gene Ontology annotation, biological process: negative regulation of phosphatase activity; negative regulation of transcription by RNA polymerase II. The coding region runs from base 322 to 1914 and encodes 530 amino acids.
GCGGCCGCCACAGGACGUCUGACUCGGCCCAGCCACCGGAUCGGGGCUUCUCGCCUUCAACGGCCGGCCUGUUGCUCCGAGCCCGCGGCGGCGGGGGCGCCGGCGGCGGCGGGCGGCAUGCGCGUGUGAGAUGCGGCCGCGGGCAGCCCGGACGCGAGCAGCUGCCGCCGCGGUAGCAGAGAAGUGGGGCGCGGCCUCCUCAGCGCGGGGCGCGCAGUGCAUGAGGGCGAGCACGCGGGCGCUGGGCAGCCGCCGGCCACGCCGCCUUCAUAAACACUUGUUUAGGACUCGUUCGCCCCGCUGAGGCCCCGGCGCCCCGCCAUGGAGGCCCCGCCCGACCCCGGGCCCCACGCCUCGGCCUCGGCUUCGGCCGCGGCGCCGCUGCGCGCCCCAGAGGUGGCGCGGCUCCGCGAGGAGCAGGAAAAGGUGGUCACUAACUGCCAAGAGAAAAUCCAGCAUUGGAAGAAAGUAGAUAAUGACUAUAAUGCCCUUGAAGAAAGACUCAGUACCUUGCCUGAUAAGUUGUCUUAUAAUAUCAUGGUACCAUUUGGCCCCUUUGCCUUCAUGCCAGGAAAACUUGUCCAUACUAAUGAAGUCACUGUUUUACUUGGGGACAAUUGGUUUGCAAAAUGUUCAGCAAAGCAGGCUGUGGGCUUAGUUGAGCACCGGAAAGAACAUGUAAGAAAAACAAUAGAUGAUUUAAAAAAAGUGAUGAAAAAUUUUGAAUCCAGAGUUGAAUUCACAGAAGAUUUGCAGAAAAUGAGUGAUGCUGCAGGUGAUAUUGUUGACAUAAGAGAAGAAAUUAAAACUGACUUUGAAUUUAAAGCAAAACACCGAAUUGCUCAUAAACCUCACUCCAAACCAAAAACUUCAGAUAUUUUUGAAGCAGAAUUCUCAAAUGAUCUAAAAUCCAAGGAUCUGCUUGCUGAUAAGGAACUGUGGGAUCGACUUGAAGAACUAGAGAGACAAGAAGAAUUGCUGGGUGAAAUUGAUAUUGAUAGUAAGCCUGAUACUGUGAUUGCAAAUGGAGAAGAUACGUCCUCUGAAGAGGAAAAGGAAGAUCAGAACAUAAAUGUGAAUAUGAUGAAUCAAGUAACGGACUCUCUCACUCCCAGCAAUUGUUAUCAGAAUGUUACAAAUUCAGAACUGUUCAAUGGUCAAGUGAAUAGUCAGUGGAACUGUUCAAUGAAUGGUUCAAAUUCUUAUCACAAUAAUGAAGAUGAAGAAGAUGAUGAUGAUGAUGAUGGUGGUGAUAAUGAAAAUGACCAUGAUACCUUAGGGGCUGAAGAUAAUUCUAUACCAACAAUAUAUUUUUCUCAUACUGUCGAACCUAAGAGGGUACGAAUAAAUACUGGAAAAAAUACCACUUUAAAAUUCAGUGAAAAGAAAGAAGAAGCCAAACGUAAGCGAAAGAACAGCUCUGGCAGUGGUCAUUCUCCCCAAGAUCUGCCUAUGAUCAGGACUCCUGCUGACAUUUACAGAGUCUUCGUUGAUAUCGUGAAUGGAGAAUAUGUCCCUCGUAAGUCCAUCCUGAAGUCUCGCAGUAGAGAGAACAGUGUUUGCAGUGAUACCAGUGAAAGCAGUGCUGCUGACUUCGAUGAUAGACGGGGAGUCUUGAGGAGCAUUAGCUGUGAAGAGGCCACUUGUAGUGAUGCUAAUGAGAGCAUUUUGGACGAGGAACAACAAGAAAAUCAUCAAAAGAAACUUUUGCCUUUAUCAGUAACACCUGAGGCUUUUUCUGGAACUGUAAUAGAAAAAGAAUUUUUGUCACCUUCCUUAACACCACACCCAGCCAUGGCUCAUCCUGUGCUACCCACCAUUCCAGAACGAAAAGAAGUUCUGUCAGAAGUAUCAGAAGGAACUACAAAGAGGGUUUCAAAGUUCAAAGCUGCCAGAUUGCAGCAGAAAAACUAGGGCCUGCCUAGGAAAUGGGAGUUUACAUCCUAAAACCUAGUUUUGCAAUUGUUUAGAAUAUAUAUAGCAAAAUAUGUUACAUGUAAUUUGAAAUAAGGCAUCCUGAGUUAAUUUAACAGCAAGUUCUCUUACUGUUAUCAAUGGUGUUAAAAAGAAAUCAAAGUAAAUAUUUAAAUACUUUAAUAUUCAGCUUGUUUCGUUAAUUCUCUGAAUACUGUCAACACUCUUGUUUAAGUUUGCCUUAUGAAGUAGUGGCAGCAUUUUGAAUUAUUUUUCAAAGAAUACUGUUCAUAUGCAUUGUUUUUGUGUUUUGAACUAAAUACUGGCAGUUUUGUACCAGCUGUGAUAUUGUGCGUACCAUAUGGACCAUUUUAAAGAAACUUUUAAAAUUUCAAAUAGUUUCAACAAUUAUAUUACUUGCUUAAGCAUUUUAAAGGCACUUUAAAAAAAUCUACUUCUUGUAGGUUUUGCAGCUAGGUGGCUAUUGAAAAAAUCUCUCCCCCCUUUGACUGUCAUUCUGUAAUCUCUAAGACAGAAAGCUGCAUGUACCCAAGGGAAAGUUUCUUUGAUUGGAAGAAUGGUAUUUUGUAAAUUUUUUUUUAAGUAAAAAUUUUAUGAAACUUGGUCUCUAAAAUGUUGUGAACUUUAUGAUUCAGAAUCAAAUAUAAAAAUGUA